GUCACUUUGACAUUUAGCUUUACAGAGCACGGGUUUUGAGGUUAUUAUGAAUAAUACAAUUUUACACAAAUUAUAACAAAUCGAUACGUUAAUAGUACUAAUAUUUCGGAAAAUUAAUAAUUUAUUAAUAAUGGCUACUGUAUCUACGGCUCCGGCUCCAGGCAUGCACCAAAUCGAUUUAUCCAAGCUGAAUAUUCACCAGUUGGCCCAACUUAAACAGCAAUUGGAUCAGGAACUGAAUGUGUUUCAAGAUUCGUUGCAAACAUUGAAAAUUGCUCAAGGCAAGUUUGUGGAGUCUGGUGAAAGUGUGGAGAAGAUCACUCCUCAGACUAAUGGUAAAACUAUCCUAGUCCCUCUAACUGGAUCCAUGUAUGUACCGGGAACUAUAAUAGAUACAGAUAAUGUUAUUAUAGAUAUCGGUACUGGAUAUUAUGCUCAAAAGGACAUAGAGGGAGCAAAGGAUUACUUCAAGAGAAAAGUUCAGUUUGUGACAGAACAGAUGGAGAAGAUUCAGAUGAUGGGUGGUGAGAAAACCAGGGUCCGUGAAGCGAUCUGCAUGAUGAUGGACGCUAAGAUGCAGCAACAGGCUGCGGCACAGAAACCCUCGACUUCAUAACGGUUACUACACCAAACUCGCUUAUCAUCGUCUUCAUAGAGUUAUCCAGUUUUCAGAGGGUCCGCUUACCAAACUUAGAGAUUUGACAGGUCUGGACCCCUAUUUCGCUCAUCUAUCUGAAUACUUCACAUGAGAGAAUUGAAUUUUUGUACUCACAUAAAUAUAGCUAUAAUAAUUUGUCAGCUGCAGUGAAGGAGAGAUCCUUUGCACUAGGAUGUACAUUUAUCUUUCUGUCCUGGUGUCAAAUCAAUCUAUAUUUGACAGAGUAAUGCAUUUGUAUCGAAACUGUAUUUAAGGUCUUGACAAUUUGUUAUUUUGUAAGUCAUGAUUGCAUUAUGCAAUCUGUUGGCAUUGUUAUACUAUGCUUAGUCCCAAUGAAAUGUGCCCUAAUUUGUUUCUCAAGAAAUACUCAAGUCCAUAUACCUAUUUGUACUUUUCUUACCACUUGUGCUUCUAACUAAUUCGAGAAAAGAUUGGAAUUAUAUUCAUGUUGCAAGAACACUUUGUUGCGUGUAUCGUGUUUUAGUUUGGUUUAUUAAGCAAUAAAUAACAUCAGUAUUUUAA
Molecule: messenger RNA, 1180 nt
Organism: Pectinophora gossypiella (pink bollworm)
Lineage: Eukaryota; Metazoa; Arthropoda; Insecta; Lepidoptera; Gelechiidae
Gene: Pfdn5
Product: prefoldin subunit 5
Exons: 3
Coding region: 131-616 (161 amino acids)
Biological process (GO): protein folding; regulation of DNA-templated transcription
Cellular component (GO): prefoldin complex; cytoplasm
Source: RefSeq, a predicted model, not a curated record